This is a messenger RNA of Abrus precatorius (Indian licorice), 1020 nucleotides long. Its product is annotated as zinc finger protein 4-like. Bases 103 to 879 code for a protein of 258 amino acids. NCBI's taxonomy places the organism in Eukaryota, Viridiplantae, Streptophyta, Magnoliopsida, Fabales, Fabaceae. The record is from RefSeq and is a predicted model, not a curated record. The transcript has a single exon. Gene Ontology annotation, biological process: negative regulation of abscisic acid-activated signaling pathway.
AAACACUUCUUUCACUGCAAGCUCUUAAACGAAUUCUUAUUCUGAUGGUGGAUUGCUGCACUUAUUUGGUUAAUUAGCUUGAAAAAUCGGGACACCUGAAUCAUGAAACAGGACAUUGAUCUUGAAGUGGAAGCCUCAGCAGAAUAUGAAUCUGAAGCUAGCAGCCAGGUUGCUUCCAAUAUAUUUAUUCAAGAAACCUCUGCAGGUCCUUGUAGCGACAGCCUCACUAACUCUUCCACUGUCACAAAUCCAACAGACCUUCAUCCUCAUUCAGAUGCUAUCUCACUUGACUUAACUCUUAACUUCAACAACAAAGACUUAGUGGUUAGAGAUUCCACAGGACUCUCAUUCUCAAGCACUAGUGAGAGCAGCAAUGAGCCUCCCUCUCAAACUACUUCAGCAACCAACCCAAGAGUUUUCUCUUGCAAUUACUGUAAGCGAAAAUUUUUUAGCUCACAGGCACUUGGUGGCCACCAAAAUGCACACAAAAGAGAAAGAACAUUAGCAAAGCGCGCAAUGAGGAUGGGAUUUUUCUCUGAGAGGUAUGCAAGUCUUGCAUCUCUCCCUCUUCAUGGUUCUUUCAGGUCUUUAGGGAUAAAGGCACACUCUUCACUGCACCACGGUUUUUCAUCACCAAUGAGGUCUCCUGAAGUGAAAAGUAAUGCAAGAUUUGAGCAAGGAUAUAUCGGUCUUCCGAUAUUCUUGGAGGAUGAUGAGCCAGAACUGUUGUGGCAAGGUAGUUUCCGCCAGGUUACUACUGAGGGAACUCAUAGUCAUCAGAAUUUCAUACUGAGUGGAAGUUCAAAUAUGAGUUUUACUGGGGUGAAUCCACCACUUGACGCAGAGAAUUCAACACCUGAGUUAACGUUGAAACUUUGAAGCUUCUACUUGUCUGGUUUAUUGUUAUAUUUUUGUACAGCAAGACAUGCAUUUAAGGGCUAUGAUGCCAGAUUGAUCAUCAUUAUAUGAUACUUGCUGGCUCUCCUGUAACUUUCUUCUUCAGUUUUCUCUUACAAAUAU